AUCACUUCCUGUUUUAGUCUUCUUUCAAACCAGGAAGAUGGAUAUAGUGUCGAACAAAUUUAUAAUCUUAGUUUUGUGUUUAUUUUUCAUCGCAGUUAGUGUUUGUUGUGCAGGUGGUGGCUGUACUUCUGUGGAAAAGAAGAUCUACGUGCACCUAAACUACACUUUCCCAUGCGUGCGUCUGCUCAAUGCAACUCAUCAGAUAGGCUGCCAGUCUUCCUUGUCUGGAAAUGUCGGGGUGCUUCAUGUGGUGGAGUCUGAGGAAAACCUGGACUGGGUCCUUCGCACCGGGCCCAAUCCUCCUUAUAUGGUCAUCCUAGAACACCAGCUCUUCAACAGGUCCAUCAUGAUGAAACUGAAGAACAGCUCCAGCAGGGUGGCUGGUGUUGCCGUCGUGGCGUCCAACACAAACCCGGCUGAGGGUGUAUCACCGCAUACAGCAUGUCCCAACGAGAACACAGGUGUGUAUUCCGAGAGCUACGAUAUAACCAUGGCUCACUGCAAUGUCACCUUGUGGAAUCCUUUCGGAAGCGGCCUGUCCUAUGAGGAGUUUGACUUCCCCAUAUUCUCCCUGAAGGAUGACAACGACACCCAGCUCAUCCGGCAGUGUUACAUGGACCACAACCGCAGGGUGAAUAGCAGUGCCCCCCAGUACCCUUUGUGUGCCAUGCAGCUCUACUCGCAUAUGUCCGCCGUCACUGACACGGCCACGUGCAUGAGGAGGAACGCCAUUAACUUCAGCAUCACACCGGAGGCUGUGUGUGACCCGCUGGGAGACUCGAACGUUUGGGCUGCCACCAGGCCCCUCAACAACACUGCCAAAGGUCACAAGAUGUGGGAGAGCGUCGUCAUUGCCGCUGCCCGGCUGGACAGCCGAUCGUUCUUUUUUGACGUGGCUCCGGGAGCUCAGAGCGCCGCUUCUGGUUUCAUCACCCUGCUGGCAGCAGCUCACGCUCUGCGGAACGUCACCCAGGAGGCCCCGCCCAACCGCACCAUCCUCUACACCUUCUUCCAAGGGGAAACCUUUGAUUACAUCGGCAGUUCUAGGAUGGUGUACGACAUGGAGAACCAGCAGUUUGUUGUGGACCUGGACAAUGUUCACUCCGUGCUGGAGGUUGGACAGGUGGGCCUGCAUACCGACUCCAGGCUGUGGCUCCACUCUGAUCCGGUUUCAAGGAGGAACAACACUGUAGACGACGUGGUAAAGAUGCUGGUUGAAAAUCUGCAGUCGUCCUUGACGGGUUUAAACAUCACCCUGAGUGAGCCCGCCUUCUCGCAGCCGCUCCCGCCCUCAUCCUUCCAGCGGUUCCUGCGUUCUCGGCCUAUCCCAGGCAUUGUUAUCGAGGACCACCAAUCGACUUUCAGCAACAGGUUCUAUGAGAGCAUGUACGACAAUGCAGAGUACCUGAAAGUUUCCUACCCACAGAACAUGACCCAAGAAGAACAGCUGGAGUUUGCCACAGAGACCGCCAUGGCACUGGCUGAGGUGGCCACCGUGGUCGCUCGAGCUUUGUACAAGCAGGCUGGAGGAGAACAAUCUCAGCUGAACAACAUCAAUGCAGACGCCCAGAUAGUGACCCAGAUGCUUUACAGUUUCCUCGUCCAGUCAAAUAACACCUGGCUGCAACAGAUGGUCCCCUCUGACCUCGCUAGCCACCUCAAGGACACGCCCACCAACUUCUACGUGGGCGUGACUCAGCAGCCCAGUGAGCCGACCUACCUGGUGCAGCACCUGCUGGCCAACCUGACGGGCAGCGUGGUUAACGUCACCCAGGAGGACUGCCAGAAGCAGCGCGUGGACGAGAAGGACAGCGAGAGCAAACAUAUAUACACGUACACUUGGGUUCAAGGUGCAGCGCCCCCCAACAGCACAGAGAGAGAAGGUUUCUGCGUGCGCUCCACAGUGCACACCUCCAAGGCGCUGUCUCCGGCCUUUGAUAUCCUGGGAGAGUACAACUCCAAAGACUUCUCCACGUGGACUGAGUCCAGGUGGAAGACCAUCAAAGGCCGUGUGUUCCUGGUGGCCAGUCAUGAGCUGGAGAUGCUGACGCUGGGUGUGGGCGUGGGCGUGCUCCUCACCUCCCUGCUGCUCACCUACAUCAUCAGCUCCAAGGCAGACAUCCUCUUCAGCUCUCAGCGGGAGCCCACCAACGCCACAUACUGACCACCUCACGUACACCCACACAGGAGACACAGGCCCACCAAGACCACCACUACAACUCCUACGUGUACAUCAGACCCAGACCAUGUUCUUUUCUUUGAAUCCAAACCCAAGCUGAAUGUUGUUUUCUGACCUCAACAUGUUUUUCUGGACUCACUGGUUUUAAGUGAGGCAGAACGUGAUGACUGGAUUUGCCUGGGUGGACUUAAGUCUGGUCAGCUACCAGCAGCCCUUGGAAAAGAUGUUCAUAUUUCUUUUUACUUAAUUAAUGUUCUUGUUUUUUAUUGUUCAAGAGUGAGAGAGAGAAUAUUGUCAUGUGCAAUUCUUUAAUCUUUAUUGUAGAUAACUGUAAUUAUUUCCAGUGAUAAACCACUUUGUGAGACAAAUGAGUUGUGUUAAAAUUCGGGCUAAUGAUUACAAUUUUUAAUUAGAUUAAUAGGUAUUGAAAUUAUGAUUAAUCACCAUUUGCGUCUGUCUGAAAUGUGCCCAUUUUUACUGUAGCAAAGAUAAAUGACAGGACAGGAUUAUAUAUAUUUGUAUGUAAUAACAGUUCUAAAUGAACUGAAUAUGUCAAGCUAAAAGAUACCACGCAAGUCGAAAAAUCUAUUUGUCUAACACUAGUCUCUUUAAUAGUAGCAGAACAUUUGAAUCACACUUUAAACCGUGUUAUGAGCAAUGAGGGGUAUAAGAAUAAUCACUUUCAUGUUUGUCUUUAUCUUCCUGUUUAUUUAUACACACACACACACACACACACACACACACACGCAUUAUAAUGUUGGUUUUGUGAUGGAUGUCUGGAGUGUCCCUGAAUGCAUCUUGUGUUCUUGUAAUGUGAAUGAGGAAGUGUCGUUCCCAGGUGAUCGGACUAGAGACGUGUGUGAGUUGGCGGUACAUACAAUACAUGGCGUUGGAAUUGUACUGCUACUGUGUGCAGGUCAGAAUGAAGUUAUAAAAGAGUGUGAGACCCUGUGCGGGGACACUCCACUGUGAUUCCGACUGCCAUCGUAACAGAGAGGCUUGCUCAGGUGCAUGCGUUAAUUACACAAAAAAUUAUUUAUUUGUUAUUUCGACAACCCUAGUUAAAAUGUACAUUUUCCUCCAUUGGGAGCUGUUUUACAACAUGUGUUUGCUUUUUUUCUUCUUUAAACUGAAUUUUGCACUGGUACUCCAGGCUGACCCACAAACUCCAUGUGGGUAAGACUUUUUUUCAUCGUACAAUAAUCUGUUAAAUAACUUGCGAUGCCUUGAUGAGGAAUUAAACUCCUUUUCCACUUGUUACUUCUACUACCGUUUUUUUUAAAUACACAAAAAAAUGAACCUAUGUCAUAAUAUUAAAUUUCAAUAUAGCGCUUGUUUUCAUUAGAGACAUGAGUCCAGCUCACCUGGGCUUGUCACAUGUCAAUCACAGGACAUACAUAAACCACCAUUCACACCUAUGGACAAUUUAGACCAUUCGGUUAACCUGGGUCGUGCGGUGGUCUAGUGGUUAGCAUGUUGGCCAACACAGGAACAGUCUGGAGACCUGGGUUCGAUUCUCCCUUUGGCAUUUCUGUGUGGAGUUUGCAUGUUCUGGUUUUCUACGGGUACUUCCUCCCACAUUCCCAAAAACAUGCAGGUGAGGUUAAUUGGCGACUCUAAAUUGUCCAAAGGUAUGAACGUGAGUGUGAAUGGUUGUCUGUAUGUGCCCUGCUGGCGACCAGUCCAGGGUGUACCCCGCUUGUUGCCCGAAGUCAGCUGGGAUAGGUUCCAGCAUGCCCCCGUGACCCUAAUGAGCUGGUAUAGAAAAUGGAUGGAUGGAUCGGUUAACCUUAUAUGCAUGUUUUAGGGACGUGUAGUACUACAGUCCUGUCGGAAACACUGCAGUGUUUUUUUUCACACUUUACAGUUUGUGAUUUAUGUGACCUGAUUUUACUUGGUAUAUCAAUAUUAACACUUGCAGUAUCAUCCCUACCUUUAAAUGGUAUCAGACAAGAGUAUAUUGUCUAGAUUUUUUUUAACCAUGACUCAACCCCACUGUUGCCAACUCCAAUUACUGGAGUAAUCUCAGUAAGAAAAGUAGCUGUUGGCUGUCCCUGAAGUCACUCGAUUACGUCAUCGAGUAAUAUUAUUUGCAUAUGUUGUAACAGAUGCUGUAGGAAAAAAGCCUCACCGCAAAGGAGAGACAAAAAAGUGAGUAAAAACCUUAAUUAUGGUUACAACUACAAAUAAACUUAAUUUUUUUUUUUACUUAAAAUUGGCCAUCACUUCAUCAGAAUAUAGUAAUUGUAAUAAUUUAUGUUGGCCUUUUAUCGUGCAGUUAGGACGACUUGUUUAAUUUAUUACACAAUGGUAUUCCAUCACACUUUUUGCCACACUGACUGGUAAGUGACUGAGUCUGAAUGAGGCUUGAGUGUAAUGAGUAGUCAUGUAAUGAAGAUUAAGAAACAUUUCUGUUUUAUAUCCCGCUCUGUAAAACAGGGUCAGAUCCACCCCAUUGAUAUCGCGUCUGCUGCAGAAGCUGACAGUGCACUGACUUGUGACUUGUGACUGCUUUGGGGCAGGGUGGACCUCUCAGCAACACCCGUGUCCCUACGAAAUAUGUACCCGGAACGCAAUCGGUGCCAAGGACUACGUCACGUGCUGUGGUAGUUAUUAUUUUUGUAAAUGUAUGAACAUAAAUGGUCAAUAACAAUACUUUAUAUCUGUAACAUAUUGGGAGGUUAUUUUAACUCUUGUUUCGAUUUCUUGUUUUAAAUAUUUUAUAUUUUAUUGUUGUACGUUUCUUUGUUUCUAUUUGAUCUUUUAGUUUUUAUUGUCGUAAUUUUUAUUUAUUAUUUACAUUUACAUUCCUUUAUUUACUUAUUAUUUAUGGUUUUGCUAGUCUGUGCAGCACUUUGGAAACAGUGUUUAUAAAAUGUGCUAUAUAAAUAAAGUGGA
Dunckerocampus dactyliophorus (ringed pipefish) is the source of this 5077-nucleotide messenger RNA. It is a transcript of the gene ncstn, whose product is annotated as nicastrin. The record is from RefSeq and is a predicted model, not a curated record. Gene Ontology annotation, cellular component: membrane. Gene Ontology annotation, biological process: Notch receptor processing; protein processing. NCBI's taxonomy places the organism in Eukaryota, Metazoa, Chordata, Actinopteri, Syngnathiformes, Syngnathidae. The transcript is spliced from 17 exons. Bases 38 to 2164 code for a protein of 708 amino acids.